AGCUGCGGGUGCUCAGUGGUUCUCAGACAGCUACCCGGUGACAGGUCUCCUCUCAGGGCAUCACCAUGGCCCGCGUCCCCCUGCUUGUCCUCCCGCUCUUGGCGACUCUGUGUCUCGCUGACCCCAGUAUCUACUUCAAUGAAGAAUUCUCAGAUGGAGAUAGCUGGAAACAACGCUGGCUGCCGUCGAAGCACAAGUCAGACUAUGGGCAGUUCGUGCUUUCCGCCGGCAAGUUCUACGGAUGUGCUGAAAAAGACAAAGGUCUUCAGACCAGCCAGGAUGCCCACUUCUAUGCCCACUCUGCCCGCUUUGACUCCUUCUCCACGAAGGGAAAGGCAUUGGUCGUCCAGUUUAGCGUCAAGCACGAGCAGAACAUAGACUGCGGCGGUGGAUACGUGAAGCUGUUUCCCGGCACAUUGGACCAGGCUGACAUGCACGGAGAGUCCGAGUACAACAUCAUGUUCGGUCCUGAUAUCUGUGGUCCUCCUACUAAGAAGGUGCACGUAAUCUUCAACUACAAAGGAAAGAACCUGCAGAUCAACAAGGACAUCCGUUGUAAGGAUGAUGUAUACACUCAUCUGUACACCCUAAUCGUGCGUCCCGAUAACACCUACGAGGUCAAGAUAGAUAAUGCCAAGGUGGAAUCUGGCAACUUGGAAGACGAUUGGGACUUCCUUCCCCCCAAGAAGAUCAAGGACCCUGAAGCCAAGAAGCCUGAUGACUGGGAUGAGCGCCCCAAGAUUGAUGACCCUGAGGACAAGAAACCAGAAGACUGGGAAAAGCCAGAGCACAUCCCUGACCCAGAUGCUGUGAAACCAGAAGACUGGGAUGAGGAGAUGGACGGAGAGUGGGAGCCACCGGUCAUCCAGAACCCAGAGUACAAGGGAGAGUGGAAACCUCGUCAGAUCGAUAACCCAGACUACAAAGGAAAAUGGGUCCACCCCGAGAUCGAUAACCCAGAAUACACCCCAGAUCCUAACCUGUAUGCCUAUGAGGACUUUGGUGUGAUCGGCUUUGAUCUGUGGCAGGUGAAAUCCGGAACCAUCUUUGACAACAUCUUGAUCACGGACGAUGAGAAAUACGCAGAAGACUAUGCCGCCAAGACAUGGGGUGUCACUAAGGACGCGGAGAAAACCAUGAAGGAACAGCAAGACGAGGAAGAUCGUAAGAAGCAGGAGGAAGAGGAAAAGAAGAGGAAAGAGGAAGAGCCACAGGAAGAGGAAGCAGACGAUGACGACGAUGAUGAAGAGGAGGAAGAGAAGAAGGAAGAUGAUGAUGAUGACGACGAUGACGAGGAGGAUGAAACGCCUCAGAAAGAUGAGCUUUAAAGACCAAGGCUUCUUUCUGACCUCCCUACCAGCGCUCCCCUUCCCUGGGCGUCAUGUCUUAGAUAGGAGAGGGGAAAUGGGAUCGUUCUGUCUCUAUGAGACUCUAAAUUUAUAUAUAUUUUUUACAGUUUUUGUUUUAACCCUUUAUUUGGAAGACAGUUUGUUAACCUCCCUCCCCCGCCCCUUUCCCCAUCUCCUCUCUCCUCAGACCCUUCUGUGUCCAGUACGGUCACCGCCUCUUCCCCAUUCCUUCCAUUGCAGUAAAUGGGUCCCUGCGGCAGUACUGGGUGGCUCUGCCAUUUUGGAACCACUCACCCCUUUUAUAACCGUCUGAGGGGCUUGUGAGGUGCAUAGACCAGUCAUGGCGGCUGGUGUGCGCUGCCAUAUUCCAUUAUUCCCUGAAUCCCCUUAAGAUCUGGGUCUCAUUGCAGUAUCAAGACUAUUCAGUGUUCUGCCCUACAGGGGCAUUAUAGCAUUUGUCAGACUGACCCAGCACCUGCCAUCUCAAGUGAGGAAGCUAUUCUGUGCCAUGAUGCCGGUCUGAAUCAAUGCCUCAUGCACUAGUAGUACCUAUGGAACAGACGGGUUUUGGUCACAGAAUAGCUCUUCCUCACCGACCACUUAGGUAAAUGCCUCACCUACCCUUGUAUGUAUGUCAACACGGUCUGGCAUUGGGUCCACUCUUGAGUGCCUGUCUGGCCGUAGCAGUAGAGCUUGCACUCUCCAUAGUCGGCAGUGUUUCGUGCUGACGUUUCGAUCUGGACAUCUGACCACAAGUAUUUAGAUUGACUUGCCAACACAUGCCCCUCAGUGUCCUGUGAUGUGGUGAAAUCUGCCCUGCUUCAAGCUGUAUGCUUAUUUAUAUUGAUUCAGGGCUCCUCCUCGCCAGAAUGUAUGAAUGGGUUAUGUUUUGGAAUGUACAGAUGUCGGUAAAAAAAAUAAUUUCUAAUUAAAAACAUUGUGUCCAAA
Hyla sarda is the source of this 2297-nucleotide messenger RNA. RefSeq names its product calreticulin (gene CALR). Gene Ontology annotation, molecular function: calcium ion binding. The record is from RefSeq and is a predicted model, not a curated record. Gene Ontology annotation, biological process: protein folding. Gene Ontology annotation, cellular component: endoplasmic reticulum; endoplasmic reticulum membrane. The coding region runs from base 66 to 1328 and encodes 420 amino acids. The transcript has 9 exons. NCBI's taxonomy places the organism in Eukaryota, Metazoa, Chordata, Amphibia, Anura, Hylidae.